Messenger RNA from Penaeus monodon (black tiger shrimp), 863 nucleotides. RefSeq names its product lactosylceramide 4-alpha-galactosyltransferase-like. Gene Ontology annotation, biological process: glycosphingolipid biosynthetic process. NCBI's taxonomy places the organism in Eukaryota, Metazoa, Arthropoda, Malacostraca, Decapoda, Penaeidae. The record is from RefSeq and is a predicted model, not a curated record. The coding region runs from base 1 to 750 and encodes 249 amino acids. The transcript is spliced from 5 exons. Gene Ontology annotation, molecular function: hexosyltransferase activity.
AUGACUGACAAUGACUAUAAAAUACAGACAACGCCGACGGUCUUCCUGCUCGUCUUCUCGAACGUUACUCAAACCCUCUACGUAGUUACGACGGAUCUGGAGACUGUGUUCAAGAACACGUCGCUUGAAGAUUUUUUCAUGUCCGGAUUAUGGCACAAGGGCACGCCUUGGCCGAUAAUACAGCUAAGUGACAUCUUGAGGGUCGCGCUGGUGUGGCGAUUCGGAGGCUUCUACACGGACAUCGACACGGUUUGCCUCAAGGACAUCUUUCCGCUGCAGAACUUUGUCAUCGGCGGCCAUUACCCCAGGAACCAAAUAGCCAACGGAGCGUUUCACUUCCUGCACCACCAUCAGGUCAUGGAGGACUUAAUGACGAAGAUGAUCGAGGGAUAUAAACCAAGUCUGUGGGGAUCAAUGGGACCCUUCACGUGGACCAGAUACAUCAAGAAACUUUGCAAGAUACCAGACAUGCAGCACUUGUUUCCUGAUAACAGUUCGGAGCCCAUCAAGUGUGGCAACAUUUCCAUUCUCCCCGAAGAGUACCUACUGCCGUACCCAUGGUGGGAAUUUAAACAACUCUACGUACCUGGGAAAUGGCAGGAAUUUAUGGCUACAUUUAAGAACAAGUCGUACUCAAUACACUUGUAUGAAAACAAAAGCAAAGGUCUGAAGAUUAUUCAAGGGUCAGACAGUAUCUACGAAGGAGCAGCCAGGAAUUUCUGCCCUGUUACACAUCCUCUUCUCACAUAAGGCUCUCUGCGGAGAUCCUAAUGUAUUACACAAAUUUACAUAGUAAUAUUACUAUAUACGGAAACACCCAUCCACACACACACAUACACCUAUAUGUAUAUGCACACACACAC